Schistosoma turkestanicum is the source of this 772-nucleotide messenger RNA. NCBI's taxonomy places the organism in Eukaryota, Metazoa, Platyhelminthes, Trematoda, Strigeidida, Schistosomatidae. The record is from the annotation of a GenBank genome assembly.
GGAAAAUGCGAACCAGUUAAAAAGUCAAAUUGAGAAAAAUUUACUGACUUGAAACUUGGAAAUAAGGAAAUGAUGAAUACUACUGAUAUGAGAGGAGCGUUUGCUUUCUAUGGAAGUAUUCUAGCCCUUAAAACUCUGGUUCUUACAGGAGUUACAUGUUUCAAGCGCUUCCAGAAGAAAUCUUUGUCCAAAGACCAACCGCACCCUGAGGUACAAGCAAUACAAAGAUGUCACUUAAAUGAUCUAGAGAAUUUGGUACCAUUUCUAUUUCUUGGUCUACUGUACUGCAGUACAAACGCACCAACAACAGUUGGAUUAUGGCAUUUUCGACUUUUCGCACUAGCUCGAAUUCUACACACACCAGCUUAUUUAUUUACAGAAGGAAUAUUACCUAGAGGACCUAUAUUUCUUGUUGGAUAUCUUGUUAAUGUUUCAUUAGCACUAAAAUGUAUUACUUAUUUUGCUGGAAUAUGGUAAACUGUAGUGAUUAGUUGAUUCAUCUCAGGGAAAUAAAGUAUUUCGUUGCAUUUUUUAAAUAGUUUCCUUUUUUUAACAAUAAGUUAUUAAUUUAUUGGUUUUGUUUUUUAAUUUUAAAUUUUAUUUUGCAUUCCUAAUUAAUUAUUUCAUUUCACUGUAUGAUAUAUACAUAUUAUAAUCAUUAUUACUUGAUAUUAUUCUACUUGAAAUACUGUUGAUUCUUCUAAGUAAUACAUUAAUUUUCAUUAAAAUUGUUAACGUUUUGCACUUUAUUUUAUGAAACAUGUGCAGCGAC